Messenger RNA from Engraulis encrasicolus (European anchovy), 1337 nucleotides. Its product is annotated as tumor necrosis factor ligand superfamily member 10-like. Lineage: Eukaryota; Metazoa; Chordata; Actinopteri; Clupeiformes; Engraulidae. Bases 26 to 871 code for a protein of 281 amino acids. The transcript has 5 exons. Gene Ontology annotation, biological process: immune response. The record is from RefSeq and is a predicted model, not a curated record. Gene Ontology annotation, cellular component: membrane. Gene Ontology annotation, molecular function: tumor necrosis factor receptor binding.
GCAUGUGAACAGGACAUGCCUAACAAUGGAGAGCUCUUACACAUAUCUUGGACUUAUCCUGCUCGUGGCUGUUCUUCUUCAGACUGCUGCUGUGGCCGUCAGCUUUCUGUACUUCAACCAUGCUGUCAAUACGGUAAAACAAGCUUUUUCAACAAGUAGCACUUCUUGUCUGAUGGGAAUGCAAAUGAAAUUUGACACAGAGGAAAGAAAGCAUGACCCCUGCUGGCAGAUAAUCCAACAGCUACAGCUCCGUAUUGAAAAGACUGUGUCACAUUUGUUUAAGAGCAAAAUCAACUCUGCUGCAAGAGGUAACUUUGAGUGGAUGCCCUCUACAGCAGAAGAGUAUCAUAAACUUAGUCAUCAUCCAGGCAUUGCAGCCCACUUGACAGCCACGUUUUGGACAAAAGAGGAGAGAGAAGCAGGGCGUCCGCCCAGCAGCAACACCAAAGUCCAGGGCCAAAAGAUUGAGGCCUGGGAGUCUCAGAGAGGCCUCGCCUUCCAGAACAAUCUGGACGUGAGGAAUGGGGAGUUGAUCUUCCCCCAGCCGGGACUCUACUACAUCUACUCCCAGACCUACUUCAGACUCUCCCUUCAAGAGCUGGGAAAAACAGAGGAGGAGGAGACGGGGAGCGGGCUGGUGCUGCAGUACAUCUACAAAAGGAUGAGCUCUUAUCCCGUGCCUUUACUCUUAAUGAAGAACGCCAGGACCACCUGCUGGUCCAGGGACCAGGACUACGGCCUCUACUCCAUCUAUCAGGCGGGAGUCAUCCCGUUAAGUGCUGGGGACCGAGUGUUUGUGGCGGUCAGCAAUGCCAGCAGCUUAGACAUGGAUGAGAGAUCCAGCUACUUUGGAGCCUUUUUGGUGACUUGAUGAGGACAGUAGAGACUGCUCUAACACAGUGGCAGCUCUUUUUUAAUUGGAGGAUUUCACUUGUUGUUCAAACUGCUGACGGAUGGUGUUUGUAUGGAGAUGCAAAUGUCUACAAAGCCAAAACGGUCAAAAGGAAGUGAUUAACCCAGGAUUUCAUGGGCACAUAUCAGAACCAGACGGACACCCCCCAUGUUUUGCACACACUGUUACUGAGUUACACAAAGACACGAUUAUUAUUAUGGAAAUUAAAUCUAACAAGUCUCCAGUUACUGUAACUACUGCAACUGUGCAAUGACAUGCUGUGUUAAGCAUACAUGUAUGACAUAUCUACUGUGUAUGGCCUUGACAUGCAAAAAAAUGUGCAAGACCACUUGUGAAAUUUUGCAUUUUCAACGAAUGCAUUAAGGCAGUAGACAUCGGUAUUCUGCAGACUAUGCACUGAAAGCAGGGUGAACACCCCCCCACC